Marchantia polymorpha subsp. ruderalis is the source of this 1167-nucleotide messenger RNA. Lineage: Eukaryota; Viridiplantae; Streptophyta; Marchantiopsida; Marchantiales; Marchantiaceae. The record is from the annotation of a GenBank genome assembly.
UAAGUUCGCUUGUACUUGAGCUGGCUCAAGUCAUACGUGGAAAACUGACGCUGCAUCUUGUUUUCGACACUUCGCCACGCGCUGCAGCUACAGGCCGGAAAGCUUGCACGAUGUACAUGGGUUCCAUUGAGGAAACAGCCAAAAGCACUGUAGAACUCUCUCGGGUACAUAAAGAGGAAUUGAAGAUCAGUUUCCUAACGAAAUAAUACCUGCAACCGGCACUCAGCCAAGUGAACUAGUAACCUGCUCUAAUUCGUUCGACAUCUACAGCUCGAACUCGUUAAGGAAUCAUGGCCACCAUGAAGCUGGUACUUGUCCUUAUGAUGACAACGGUCGUUGCCGUCUGCGCCCGUGACCCCGAGCUCACAACCGACUUCGCCGUCCCAGUAGGAAUGAACGCCUCCAUGAUCACUGGAGAUUUCUUCAAGUUCACAGGCCUCAGAGACUUCUCCGCUGCUCCAAGCACCUUCGGCUCCAAGAAGGUUACGCAUGUCGAAUUCUCCGCUCUCACUGGACUCGGCGUCGGUGUGACCCUUCUCGAGUACAAGCCCAAGACUAUGAACCCUCCCCACACUCAUCCCCGUGGAUCAGAGCUCAUUUAUGUCUUGGCUGGACACUUGGACGUCGGCCUCAUCGACUCUGCCAACAAGCUGUACUCCGCCCAUCUCCAUGAGGGUGACUUGUUCGUGUUCCCUCAGGGUCUUGUCCACUUCCAGAUCAACAUGUCCAAGAAGAAGACUGUUCGCGCCAUCUCUGCUUUCGGUAGCUCCAACGCUGGCACCAUUUCCUUGCCCAGGAACAUUUUUGGUUCUGGAAUUGAGGACGAGGUUCUCCUCAAGGCUUUCAAGAUCACUUCCGCGGAGUUGAUGAAACUGAAAGCUCCAUUCAUGCCGACCAUGUAGAUUCACAGUUGCAAGAACUGAGGUCUCCAGGAUGAUAUAGUUCGUAGUGCAUGCUCUGUACCUUCUUACACUCAUUUCUGCCCAUUUGCUUGGUGAGAUUAACUUGAGAAAUUCUUUCAUGAAUAGUUGCAGAAAUUAACAGAAGAGGUGUGCUGCCCGUGAGCGAAUUUAUAAUGAAUUUAGACUUUGCGAAUUUUAUAGAUCAAUACAUGUUGGGAAACGCUUCCAGGUUGUAUACAUGUUCGAAUUACCUCUUUCAAAUAAA